Messenger RNA from Saimiri boliviensis boliviensis (Bolivian squirrel monkey), 2408 nucleotides. RefSeq names its product bone morphogenetic protein 2 (gene BMP2). The record is from RefSeq and is a predicted model, not a curated record. Gene Ontology annotation, molecular function: growth factor activity; cytokine activity. Gene Ontology annotation, cellular component: extracellular region. NCBI's taxonomy places the organism in Eukaryota, Metazoa, Chordata, Mammalia, Primates, Cebidae.
CGCCGCCGUCGCCGCCGGAGUCCUCGCCCCGCCGCGCUGCGCCCGGCUCGCGCUGCGCUAGCCGCUCCGCUUCCCACACCCCGCCGGGGACUGGCAGCUGCCGCCGCGCGUAGACCGCCACCGCGUCCGCCGGCGACCCUAACGCUCUCGGGGCCGGCGCCGCGCAGAUCACCCGCGGGGCGCGAGGCACCCGCGCGCCGCAGACCCCGCGCGGGCUGGAGCACCCGGCCGAGCGCGCCGCAGCGCCGUGGCCUCGCCAGAGCCGCGGACGGGCGCGCAGGGCGCCGGGGACUCUGUAGCCGAACCCGAGCGCCGCGAUGCGGAGCACCUCCUGCCGGAGAUCCGGGGCCUGGGACGCGCCGGCAGAGGUGUGAUCGGACCCCAGGCUAGCCACAAAGGGCACUUGGCCCCCAGGGCUGGGAGAGCGAGGGGAGAGCACAGCCACCCGCCUCGGCGGCCCGGGACUCGGCUCAACUCGCCGGAGAAUGCGCCCGAGGACGACUGGGCGCCUGAGCCUUGGUGCUUUCGACUGGCGAGCGCGAAUGGGGGUGCACUGGAGUAAGGCAGAGUGAUGCGGGGUGGCAACUCGCCUGGCACCGAGAUCGCCGCCGUGCCCUUCCCCGGACCCGGCGUCGCCCAGGAUGGCUGCCCCGAGCCAUGGGCCGCGGCGGAGCUAGCGCGGAGCGCCGGACCCUCGCCCCCCGAGUCCCGGAGCUGGCCCCGCGCGGGGCCACGCGUCCCACGGGCGCUGGUUCCUAAGGAGGACGACUGCACCAGCUUCUCCUUUCUCGCUUUCCUUCCCUUCCCUGCCCCGCACUCCUCCCCCUGCUCGCUGUUGUUGUGUGUCAGCACUUGGCUGGGGAGUUCUUGAACUUGCAGGGAAAGUAACUUGCGCUCCCCACUUUGCGCCGGUGCCUCUGCCCCAGCGGAUCCUGCCUCACCACCUCCGAGCCCCACCGCCCCUCCACUCCUCGGCCUUGCCGGACCCUGAGACGCUGUUCCCAGCGUGAAAAGAGAGACUGCGCGGCCGGCACCCGGGAGAAGGAGGAGGCAAAGAAAAGGAACGGACAUUCGGUCCUUGCGCCAGGUCCUUCGACCAGAGUUUUUCCAUGUGGACGCUCUUUCAAUGGACGUGUCCCCGCGUGCUUCUUAGACGGACUGCGGUCUCCUAAAGGUCGACCAUGGUGGCCGGGACCCGCUGUCUUCUAGCGUUGCUGCUUCCCCAGGUCCUCCUGGGCGGCGCGGCCGGCCUCGUUCCGGAGCUGGGCCGCAGGAAGUUCGCGGCGUCGUCGUCGGGCCGCCCCUCAUCCCAGCCCUCCGACGAGGUCCUGAGCGAGUUCGAGUUGCGGCUGCUCAGCAUGUUCGGCCUGAAGCAGAGACCCACCCCCAGCAGGGACGCCGUGGUGCCCCCCUACAUGCUAGACCUGUAUCGCAGGCACUCGGGUCAGCCGGGCGCACCCGCCCCAGACCACCGGCUGGAGAGGGCAGCCAGCCGAGCCAACACUGUGCGAAGCUUCCACCAUGAAGAAUCUUUGGAAGAACUACCAGAAACCAGUGGGAAAACAACCCGGCGAUUCUUCUUUAAUUUGAGUUCUAUCCCCACGGAGGAGUUUAUCACCUCAGCAGAGCUUCAGGUUUUUCGAGAACAGAUGCAAGAAGCUUUAGGAAACAAUAGCAGUUUCCAUCACCGAAUUAAUAUUUAUGAAAUCAUAAAACCUGCAACAGCCAACUCAAAAUUCCCCGUGACCAGACUUUUGGACACCAGGUUGGUGAAUGAGAAUGCGAGCAGGUGGGAGAGUUUCGACGUCACCCCCGCUGUGAUGCGGUGGACUGCACAGGGACACGCCAACCAUGGAUUCAUGGUGGAGGUGACCCAUUUGGAGGAGAAACAAGGUGUCUCCAAGAGACAUGUUAGGAUAAGCAGGUCUUUGCACCAAGAUGAACACAGCUGGUCACAGAUAAGGCCAUUGCUAGUAACUUUUGGCCAUGAUGGGAAAGGGCAUCCUCUCCACAAAAGAGAGAAACGUCAAGCAAAGCACAAACAGCGGAAACGCCUUAAAUCCAGCUGUAAGAGACACCCUUUGUACGUGGACUUCAGUGAUGUGGGGUGGAACGACUGGAUUGUGGCUCCCCCGGGGUAUCACGCCUUUUACUGCCAUGGAGAAUGCCCUUUUCCUCUGGCUGACCAUCUGAACUCCACUAAUCACGCCAUUGUUCAGACGUUGGUCAACUCUGUGAACUCUAAGAUUCCUAAGGCGUGCUGUGUCCCAACAGAACUCAGUGCUAUCUCCAUGCUGUACCUUGACGAAAAUGAAAAGGUUGUGUUAAAGAACUAUCAGGACAUGGUUGUGGAGGGUUGUGGGUGUCGCUAGUACAGCAAAAUUAAUUAAUUAAAUACAUAUAUAUAU